Messenger RNA from Symbiodinium pilosum, 277 nucleotides. NCBI's taxonomy places the organism in Eukaryota, Dinophyceae, Suessiales, Symbiodiniaceae. The record is from the annotation of a GenBank genome assembly.
GAGACUUCUCGGCUGGGGCGUCAAAGGGCUCAGGAUAUCCUGGGCUGGAGACACCGCGCGCCUCAAGGCACUUCCGCUGGACAAGCAGAUGCGAAAUACCGCUCUUGCAGCACUGGCUGCAGAGACCACGGCUUCUGUUGGUGACGCGCUUGGUGAGACAUAUGACGAUAGCUCCGACAAUAGCACCGAUGAGGGUCAGGACGAGGCCCUGGGAACAUCUGCCGCAGUGGGUGCAACCAUUGGAGUCGUGGUCGGCGCCACCGUUGGAGUGAACUGA